Molecule: messenger RNA, 788 nt
Organism: Hippocampus zosterae (dwarf seahorse)
Lineage: Eukaryota; Metazoa; Chordata; Actinopteri; Syngnathiformes; Syngnathidae
Gene: crygs2
Product: crystallin, gamma S2
Exons: 3
Coding region: 136-660 (174 amino acids)
Biological process (GO): lens development in camera-type eye; visual perception
Molecular function (GO): structural constituent of eye lens
Source: RefSeq, a predicted model, not a curated record
GCUCGCCAACAUGGUGAGGCAGGGCUAUAAAAGGGAGCACUCAAGGUCUCAGUGCAACAUCGAGACCUCAGGGCAAACACCGACCACUGCCGCCACCUUCGCAUCAUCGAGCCUGCGUCACAACAAAUAUCCAAGAUGGGCAGGAUUGUCUUCUUUGAGGACAAAAACUUCCAGGGCCGCCGGUACGAGUGUGACAGCGACUGUUCCGACUUCCACACUUACUUGAGUCGCUGCAACUCCAUCCGUGUGGAGAGCGGCGCUUGGGUGGUAUACGAGAGGCCCAACUACCUGGGCUAUCAAUACGUCCUGAGCCGGGGUGAGUACCCCGAGUACCAGCGCUGGAUGGGCCUCAAUGACCGCCUGAGCUCCUGCAAGAUGGUCCACUUUACAAGCGGGGGCGUCUACAAGAUGCAGCUGUACGAGAAGGCCGAGUUUGGGGGCAAGGCUUGCGAGGCCACGGAGGACUGCCCCUCGCUCCUGGAAAAAUUCCGCUGGAGGGAGGUGAAUUCAUGCAAGGUCUUCGACGGCUGGUGGGUGUUCUACGAGCACCCCAACUACCGCGGCCGUCAGUACUUCCUGGAGAAGGGCGAGUACCACAAGCCCGGCGACUGGGGCGCGGCCAGUGCUGCGGUCCAAUCCUUCAGGCGCCUCACUGAAUGAGUCGCCGACCCAUGGCCACUCCCCACCCCACGCAAUCGACGCUAUGCUACGUGAUGAUGCGUGACAGGAAAUGAGAAGAUUUUCAACUGAGGUCGACAAAAUAAAAGCCUGUCCAGAAAGCAGACAAA